Molecule: messenger RNA, 1431 nt
Organism: Fusarium sp. VM40
Lineage: Eukaryota; Fungi; Ascomycota; Sordariomycetes; Hypocreales; Nectriaceae
Source: the annotation of a GenBank genome assembly
AUGGCCACCAAGGAUUUCCAGAAUAUCUUCCAUUGGGCGUCGACCCAGCAGAAUGGAACUAUUCCUUCUUUUGCAACCCGCCCCAAUGAUCCUUAUCAGUAUCAACCUGGGUUCAAUAAUAACUUCGAGUCAGAAGCAAUCCCAGGCACUAUUCCAAAGGGACAGAACAGCCCCAGAGCCAUUCGUUUUGGACUUUAUGCGGAGCAGAUCACCGCAUCCGCUUUCGUUGCGCCUCGCCACGUUAAUAAGAAGGCUUGGCUUUACCGCGCGAGACCAGCAGUAGCUCAUCAAGGAUUUACCAGCUUGCCUGAUAAUAAAGACACCGAGUCUACCUUUUUGCCAUUCAACACGCGAGUCCACGUUUCCCCUACACAGCUGGCUUGGAAGCCCUUCGAGAUCCCCACCGGUCAAGACGUUGACUUUGUCGACGGACUCAAGACCAUUGCGGGCUCGGGCGACCCAACAUUGAGAGAGGGUCUAGCCACUCACGUCUUUUUGUGCAACAAAAGCAUGAGCAAAAGGGCCUUUGUGAACUCCGAUGGCGACUUUCUCAUUGUGCCCCAGCAGGGAGCUUUGGAUAUACAGACAGAGUUCGGCUUUUUGUAUGUCCAACCAGGAGAAAUUUGUGUUAUACAGCGUGGCCAGAGGUUCAAGGUUGGCGUCAAUGGCCCAACACGAGGCUAUAUCCUUGAGAUCUGGGGUUCCAACUUCGAACUUCCAGAGUUAGGUCCCCUGGGCGCCAAUGGGCUUGCCAAUGCUCGAGACUUCCUCCACCCUAUUGCUGCCUACGAGGUCACUGACAAUGACCCAUGGACCGUCGCUUACAAGCUUGGGGGCAAGUUCUUCUCUAGCAGUCAGAAUCACUGCCCCUUUGAUGUUAUCGCAUGGCAUGGAAACUAUAUUCCAUACAAGUAUGAUCUGACAAAAUUCGUCAAUGUCGGGUCUAUAUCCGUCGAUCACAUAGACCCAUCGAUCUUUUGUGUUUUGACAGCCAAGUCGCGAGACCCUGCGGCGCCAUUGGCUGAUUUCCUUAUCUUCUCACCGAGACAAGAUGUCGCAGCUCAUACAUACCGCCCGCCAUAUUAUCACCGCAACUGUGCCUCGGAGCUUAUGGGGCUUAUCUACGGCGAGUACGGUGGCCGCUCGGACGAGUUCCAGCCAGGCAGCAUAUCGUACGAAAGUGGUUUUGUGCCUCAUGGGGUGGCAUAUGAAGAAUUUGCAGCUGCUUCAAAGGCAGACCCUCCUGUUAUGCGAAUCUCUGAAGGCUCUAUCGCGUUCAUGUUUGAGAGCAGUCGGGCCUUUACAAUCACAGAUUAUGCUUGGAAUAGCGAUAAGCGACAUGAGCAUAACCCCAAAAUGUGGGACAACCUCGUGGACAACUUCUCCAAGCACAAGGCGGAAGUGGACGAGAUUUUGGCUAAGAAGACCUAA